UUGCUGACCGAAGCAAAGAAUGACCGAAGACAGAAGUCAGAACACGUGUAUGAAUGGAAUAUAAACAUGGCAGCCGGUGGAAGUAUAAAUCAUCCAAAAUCAGCCCAAGCAAGGUCCAAAAGGAAGGGAGGUAAAAUAAGUAAAAAGAAAAAGCAGAAGAAAAAGAUAAAUGUGGAUCCUCUGACUACUUCUCACAUUAUUAAGAAAACAAGAACAAAUCCAAAUGCUAACAUUACCCUAUCUGGAAAGAAAAGAAGACUUCUUUUGAAAGAACUCAAGAGAGAGGAACAAGACAAGAAAAGAAUGGAUGUGGAGGUUGUUGAUAAACCCAAGGCAGAAAUAUCAAAGAAAGUAAGGCACACAGACACAAUUGAAAAAAUGGACAUGACCUAAGUUGUGAGUGAAUAGAUGAACAGUACAGACAAAAUAUAUCACCAACUGAACUCUUAAAUUUAAGCUGGUUUAAAACUGAGCCCAAUCAACUUUUGAACAAUUAGAGGUAAUGUAUCUUACAUGUGCAAACUCUUGCCAUGCUAACUUUGCUCAGUAAUUUAAUGCAUAAAUGGUGUUUCAAGUCAGCAUAACAAUUUCAUCAACUGCUUGCAAAAACAGAACCUAGCCAUAGGGAAAUUGUAUGUAUAAUGUAUAGUAAAUGUACACUUUGACCAGGGGCCAGUUGUAUAAAAGACAGUCGACUUUAAACUGUAAUUAAGGACAGAAUUUGCCAAUCAGAGUUGGGUAAUGUAGUAAUGUAUAAUUACUAUAUUAUAUUGACUAAUUACCAAAAAAUAUCUCAUGCAAUCUUGGGCUGCCUAUGGUUAACUAGGCAAAAUGUAGUUAGGGAAUUUUACAACUGGCCCCAUUUCUGUUCCCAUAGCCAUGCAUAGACAGUGACAUAAUAACUAUAACAAUUUCUGAAGACCAAGUUUAUAGUAUCUUUCAUUGUUAAUUGCAGAUGAAAUUAAUAUUAUAUUAGCAUGUAAACUCAUGAAUGAAUUUGUGAAUAAAUAGUCCCUUGAUAGUUCCUUAUG
Messenger RNA from Dendronephthya gigantea, 1031 nucleotides. RefSeq lists its product as uncharacterized. Bases 67 to 393 code for a protein of 108 amino acids. Lineage: Eukaryota; Metazoa; Cnidaria; Anthozoa; Malacalcyonacea; Nephtheidae. The transcript has 4 exons. The record is from RefSeq and is a predicted model, not a curated record.